Leptonychotes weddellii (Weddell seal) is the source of this 3183-nucleotide messenger RNA. RefSeq names its product charged multivesicular body protein 7 (gene CHMP7). Gene Ontology annotation, biological process: late endosome to vacuole transport via multivesicular body sorting pathway; vesicle budding from membrane. Gene Ontology annotation, cellular component: cytoplasmic side of plasma membrane; multivesicular body; ESCRT III complex. Lineage: Eukaryota; Metazoa; Chordata; Mammalia; Carnivora; Phocidae. The record is from RefSeq and is a predicted model, not a curated record.
GAUCCUGGCGCCUCUGGCGCCCCUUAGCGGGACUCUACAGUCCCACACUCCGAAACCUCCACAAUUGAGGUGCAUAAGCAUUAGCCUCUCUAUAAUGCGCCGCCAAACUCUAUGAUCCUUGAGGGGGCGGGACGUUCACCUACCCACCGCGCACGCGCGAAGCCCCUCUUGCCGCACAAAGACUGCGGGAGGAGGUGUCGGCGCAAGCGCUUUGAGUCUCUCAGAAAAUAGGGUAAUCAUCCCGCCUCCUGGCGCAGGGAGGGCGGAGAGAGGCAUGCGCUUAGAAGGCGCGGGACUUAUUUCACGCUGGGGGUGGCGAUGACGUAAUGACAGAGGAGGAGGUGGUCAAGGAACGGAAGCCGGGAGGGAACUAGAGCGGAAGGGAACCAGGGCCGGGCUUGUGUUCGGAGCCUUGGCGGGGCAGGGGUUCCGAUGUGGUCCCCGGAGCGGGAGGCCGAGGCCCCGGCCGGGGGAGACCCGGCGGGCCUACUGCCCCCCGAGUGGGAGGAGGAUGAGGAACGCAUGUCUUUCCUGUUCUCCGCCUUCAAAAGGAGUCGCGAGGUGAACAGCACCGACUGGGACAGCAAGAUGGGCUUCUGGGCUCCGUUGGUGCUGAGCCACAGCCGCCGCCAGGGGGUGGUGCGCCUGCGUCUGCGGGACUUGCAGGAGGCCUUUCAGCGCAAGGGCAGUGUCCCCCUGGGGCUGGCCACCGUGCUGCAGGACCUACUACGUCGAGGGGAGCUGCAGCGGGAGUCAGACUUCAUGGCCAGUGUAGACAGCAGCUGGAUCUCCUGGGGGGUUGGAGUCUUCCUGCUGAAGCCCCUCAAGUGGACUCUUUCCAACAUGCUAGGGGAUAAUAAAGUUCCUGCCGAGGAGGUGCUCGUAGCUGUGGAGCUGCUUAAGGAGAAGGCUGAGGAGGUGUAUCGUCUGUAUCAGAACUCCCCUCUCUCCUCCCAUCCUGUGGUGGCCCUGUCAGAGCUGAGCACCCUCUGUGCGGGCUCCUGUCCAGACGAGAGGACCUUCUACUUGGUGUUGCUGCAGCUGCAGAAAGAGAAGAGAGUCACAGUUCUCGAGCAGAAUGGGGAAAAGAUUGUGAAGUUUGCCCGAGGGCCACAUGCCAAGGUCUCUCCUGUCAACGACGUAGAUGUUGGGGUAUACCAGCUGAUGCAGAGUGAACAGCUGCUCUCGCGCAAAGUGGAGUCCUUGUCCCAGGAAGCAGAGAGGUGUAAAGAAGAAGCCCGCCGGGCAUGCCGAGCCGGAAAGAAGCAGCUGGCACUGAGGUCUCUCAAGGCCAAGCAACGGACAGAGAAGCGCAUCGAGGCCCUGCAUGCCAAGCUGGACACUGUUCAAGGCAUCCUGGACCGGAUCUAUGCCUCGCAGACAGACCAGAUGGUUUUCAAUGCUUAUCAGGCCGGGGUAGGAGCACUAAAACUCUCCAUGAAGGAUGUCACAGUGGAGAAGGCAGAGAGCCUUGUGGAUCAGAUCCAAGAGCUGUGUGACACCCAGGAUGAAGUUUCUCAGACUCUGGCUAGCGGGGUGACCAAUGGCUUAGAUUUUGACAGUGAGGAACUGGAGAAGGAACUGGACAUCCUUCUUCGGGAUACCACCAAAGAACCUUUGGAUCUGCCUGAAAACCCCCCUGAGACAUUUUAUACCAACAGUGUGCCUAACCCUAGGAUCUCGGACGCUGAACUUGAAGCUGAACUUGAGAAACUGUCCUUAUCAGAGGGAGGUUUGGUCCCAAGCAGUAAAUCUCCAAAAAGGCAAUUGGAACCGACUCUCUAAAGCCAUUCUAGGACCCUCAAGUGAAUGACCCUCGUGUAAAAGAGAGACCAGGCUUGUGUGUGUGUGUACAUAGUUAUUUAAAUGAGAAACUCUCAGAAUUUGUUGGGAAGAGGAGGAAGGAGAGCUACUCUGAUUUAUCUUGGAUGCUACCACUCACCACAGGACAGAUGUCAUUUCUGGAAGCGUGCUCGCAAGGCGUGCUCCCAGCUGGUGUCAUGGACCUGCCUUCUCAUCUUUAUAGUGCCACAAUUUAUACGGUUCCGUGUUUGACCUGUCGUCUCUCAUAGCCUGCAGUUCUUGCCAUUGGCUCAGUUAGGUUUGUUUUCACCCGCCAGCUUUGUUCCAGCCAAUGAAGGUGAAAGAGUUGCAGCUUUGCCAAAUCAAAACCAUUCCCUUCUCCCCACCCCACUGCUUUUUCCCGAGGACUUUAUUCUGUCUGUAAGGUCAAGUAAACAACUUGUUCCAGUCCUACUCUGUUUUCGUUGGUAACUCGAGGAAGGAGAAUCAAACAGCUGCCAUGUUAUGGAGGAACGUACAGUGUGAAAGGUUGUUCUGUGGGGUCACUGGCCAGAUUCUCCAGGUGUUCAGAAAAAGAGGUCACCCCUGAGUGUCAGAGUCACAACAGCUGGUCAGGGGGCUUGUGUAGUUGGUGGACGCUGCUGCCUCUUCCAUCUUACGCAGAAGAUCUGCGGACUGGAGAGUGAUUCUGAGUCUUCUGAACUUGAGGGGGAGAAGCCCAGGUGACUGUAGGGCCCCGGGAGUCCAAACUCCAGAUUUUCGUUAACAAGGCACAAUAUUUGCCUUGCCCCCAUCAUGGAAUAACUUAACAUAUAACUUAAAUAUGUGUAUCAGAACAAGCCACACAACCACACACCUCCCCUUCUUGAGCCUGGCACACAACAACAGGUUCUUGGUUUGAACUUCAGAAGCAUUUCACUUUGUAGCCCAUUGCUCAGGGCAGGGGAUCUGAGCCAGGAUGUGCAAUAGAAGCAGAAGAUUGUGGCCUUCCGCCAUGUCUGCCGUGUGCUUCCCCUGUCCUGCACCACACCUGGCCUGCCUCCUGACGCCCUGUCCGUCGCCUGGGGAGGAUGGUACGCGGGGGGGCGGGCAGAGGGCACACAGGAGGGUCUGAAUGUUCUGGCAACAGGGAGGAGAAAGGAGGACAGCCCACUGCCACUCUGCUGCCACGGUACAAGUCUUUCUGCCUGGAGCCCUUUGCCCUGUUCCUCCUCGAGGUGCUGCAGAGCCGAGGGAAAGAAUUUGCUCCAGGCCAGGAGCACGAAUUACUGUUCAAUUUCUCUCCUACUUGACCUCGGUAAACUGAAAUGUUGGGGGUGAAGAGAAACAAUCACUAUUUUUUCUUUUUUAUCUGGUAAAUAAUUAAAAGAAAAAAUCCGA